GUACGCACCAGCUAGCCAUUUUCUCGUUAUCCUAUAACUUAACCCCGGUGCCACUCGUCAUGGCCGCCGCCUCGCUCCUCUCCUCCGCCUGCGCCUUCUCCCGCCGCCUCUCCCCCUCACCGCUUAUCUCCCGCACCGCGCACUUCCAAGGGUUGCAGAAAUUCGGCCGGAUCUCGCCCGCCGCCAUGUCGACGUCGUCGGGGCCGAAGGAGACGCCGACCAAUAACCCGGGGCUUCAGACCGAGAUCGAUCCGGCCACCAAGGGCUACUUCUUGCAGCAAACAAUGUUACGUGUGAAGGACCCAAAAGUGAGCCUUGACUUCUACUCACGUGUGAUGGGCAUGUCAUUGCUGAAAAGGUUGGAUUUUACUGAGUUAAAGUUCAGUUUGUAUUUUCUUGGUUACGAGGAUGUGGUCUCAGCCCCUGCUGAUCAUAUUGAGCGGACUGCAUGGACUUUCAGACAAAAAGCUACGCUCGAGCUCACCCACAACUGGGGCACUGAAAAUGAUCCUGAAUUCAAAGGUUACCAUAAUGGGAACUCAGACCCUCGUGGUUUUGGUCAUAUAGGAGUAACCGUGGAUGACGUCUAUAAGGCUUGUGAGCGCUUUGAACGUCUUGGAGUUGAGUUUGUGAAGAAACCAGAUGCUGGUUCAAUCAAAGGCAUCGCAUUCAUCAAAGAUCCUGACGGCUACUGGAUUGAAAUUUUUGACCACAGCAUUGGGGCGGUGACAGCUUCGGCAUCGUGAAGUGCUAUUUCUCAGAUAUCCUGGAAGAGUUGUGCAUUCAGAAUGCUACAUAUGGAACUAUAGUUAAUUCCUUGUAUGACAACUCUGGCAUCUCAGGAGCACAGCAGCGGCCUUUACCCUUAAGCUAUAAGAUUACUUUAUUAUCUCCUUUUGUGGAUCAUAUUUGGACUCCGAUUAAGGGCUGGCAUCUGCUGAUUCCUUUUAUCUUGUUGCAACAAUAAUCCUUGAACUUAGUUGAAGAAUGAAUAAAGCUGUUGUGAGUAAAAUAA
Molecule: messenger RNA, 1015 nt
Organism: Phragmites australis (common reed)
Lineage: Eukaryota; Viridiplantae; Streptophyta; Magnoliopsida; Poales; Poaceae
Product: lactoylglutathione lyase
Exons: 8
Coding region: 60-746 (228 amino acids)
Molecular function (GO): metal ion binding; lactoylglutathione lyase activity
Source: RefSeq, a predicted model, not a curated record